UCACCAGGUGUCUUACCAUGCUCAAAUUUCUUAAUUUAUUUUCAAACUUGUUUUUAGGAGCAUUUCUUUGAUGCAGAUAGCAACGAGGGCUACAUUGCCUGGAAGCUUAAAAACACACAGCGAGAACUCAGCAGUGGCCGUAGCAGUGGAGUUCGGAGAAGGAGCUCUCAAACCUCAGACAGCAGCGGACCAGAGUUGGAGAGGAAAGUGACUAAAGAGCAACAGCUGGAGGGAGACCAGUGCUGCGAGGCCAUAUCUCUACUGAAACACAGCACAGAUAAAGAACAGAUCUUCAUGAAAAUGAGAGCAACCUUCCAGCACAGACAAAAGUUGAUCCAUGAUCCAGAGCGAUGCAGCACAGUGGUUACAGUUUUCCCAAGGUUCCUUGACACAAAAGGCCUUGUUCUACAAGACUUUGAGCUGUUGUUUGGAGCAGAGACUUCAUCAAAAUUCUUGGAGAAAUGGGGAACACUCCUGAAGGCGAAAGUAAUUGAACAAGCCAAAAACCUCAGCAAAACCCCGCACCUUGACUAUCUCAUUCAGUCUGCAGACGAGAACCCUGAUGAGGAUGGAGAUGAGGAGGUCCCAGGUUGGGAUAGUGACAUGGCCUCAGUUCUCCUGCUUGUCUACCUCCUGCCACCAAGUGGAAAGAAGGGAGCCGUGAAGAUCAGUAUCCGGGAAGCUGUGGAUCGCGUAGUGAAGUUUCAUAAGUCGGGCCGAAGCCUACAAGAACACUCUGGUCCAGCCCAGCGGAGGCAGCCCUACAUCCUGGCAGUUGGCAUCACAAGAAAAAACAUCCAUGAUUACUACAUUGCGAUGGAUGGUGAGCUCCUUCCCUGCAAGGCCAGGUCUUCCCUUUCAGCCUUUGAUGAACUGUUCAAGACGCAUUAUGUGUUUGGGAUCUCCUAUGACCAGGCCUUAAACAGCCUGUACACAUUUGUGCAAACCACUGUCUACAAUAUCGAUGUGGGGCUUUCUCGCGAAACUCCCAGAGUCAAGGACCUCAGGGCAAAGCUCCUCAACUCAAGUUGUGAUGUAUAAAUGCUUUGUUUGCCAGUCUACUUUUGUCACCAUCCAGCAGUUGCUCCGUCAUCUCAAACUUACACAUGCCUUUUUUCCCGGCAAGAAGUUUCAUUUGUUGUGUGACCAUAAUGGAUGCCGUCAGAGGUUUUGCACUUUUUCUGGAUUCAGGGAUUUUCUGAAAAUGUUUCCCUGCUGAAAGUUGAUGAGUUGCUCAUGUCUAAGCCAUUUGAUCUGCAGACAACGUAUGGUUUUGACAGAGAAGAUCAAUAUGUGGUGCCUGUGCAUGUUUUUGUGUAAGAAAUGUGUUAAGUGGUUGCACGCUGUUUUUCAUCUUGACAAUUAUUUUUGCAAAAAUUGAUUUUACAGGUUGUUUUUUUUUGCACCAUGGCUUCUAACACAAGAUGUUUUAUGUCCUUGUAACAAGAGUUAACUUCCAUAACAAGACAAGAUACUUGUUGGGAUGUAUUGUAAUAAUAAAGAUAUUAUAUUUCAGGAAACUUUUGUGAGGACUACUAAUUCUUUAAGUGUUAACAAUUCACCUCAAAAGUGUUUGGUGUACACCAGUCAUAGAGUACAUUCUCACUCUGAGUGUUAAAUAAUCAGCUCUGCAAAGUGCUACAAAUUACUAAACUAGAGUAUAUAUUUUACUCUCUGGGAGCUUUAGGAUUACACUGCAAGUGUCACAAAGCACUGAAGUAGUGUCUAAAAGUACCAGUGACGGAGUACAAUUGUACUCUCAGAGGGUUCAAAUGUAACUCUUUAUUUGGAGUAUAUGUUUUACACUUUU
Molecule: messenger RNA, 1810 nt
Organism: Centropristis striata (black sea bass)
Lineage: Eukaryota; Metazoa; Chordata; Actinopteri; Perciformes; Serranidae
Exons: 4
Coding region: 295-1041 (248 amino acids)
Source: RefSeq, a predicted model, not a curated record